UUGGUGUACUGUGUUUUCUAUAGCGUCGCAUUGCGUCCUCCCACUGUUUAUCGAGGCAGAGUCGGUUGUUGCUUGGGUAAGCGCCCUUAUUAGAACGAGGAUUGCGCAUCGCUAUCACCCUGCUUACUACUGCUGUACUAGUUCACUGAGCGUUAGAAAAUAUGCCUAAAGUAAAGCGAAGCAGAAAAGCCCCGCCGGACGGGUGGGAGUUGAUCGAGCCCACACUGGAUGAGCUUGACCAGAAAAUGAGAGAAGCUGAGACAGAGCCCCAUGAAGGAAAAAGGAAAGUGGAAUCCUUGUGGCCUAUUUUCCGAAUUCAUCACCAGAAAACCCGCUACAUUUUUGACCUCUUCUACAAGAGGAAGGCUAUAAGCAGAGAGUUGUAUGAUUACUGUAUCAGAGAAGGUUAUGCUGAUAAAAAUCUCAUUGCCAAGUGGAAGAAGCAGGGAUAUGAAAAUCUGUGCUGUUUGCGUUGUAUACAGACAAGAGAUACCAACUUUGGAACCAACUGCAUUUGUCGGGUGCCCAAAGGCAAACUGGAAGUGGGGAGGAUUAUUGAAUGCACUCACUGCGGCUGCCGAGGUUGUUCCGGCUAAGGGAUGUUUCGAGUAACACCGAAAUGUAGAUGCUGUAGUUUUCAGAAGUUGUAUCUGUUCUGUGACCUUUUUUAAAAAUGGGUAUAUCUAUAGAGUGUGUAAUAAACAUGUUAAUUUGU
Messenger RNA from Spea bombifrons (plains spadefoot toad), 715 nucleotides. RefSeq names its product BUD31 homolog (gene BUD31). Gene Ontology annotation, biological process: mRNA splicing, via spliceosome. Bases 162 to 596 code for a protein of 144 amino acids. Lineage: Eukaryota; Metazoa; Chordata; Amphibia; Anura; Pelobatidae. Gene Ontology annotation, cellular component: nucleus; spliceosomal complex. The record is from RefSeq and is a predicted model, not a curated record. The transcript is spliced from 4 exons.